UGAAACCAACGCCCCCUGCUCUCAUUAGUGUUGACACUGCAAAGAGAAAAGCAUCCACUCACUUCCUAUCUAGUAAAACCUUUGAUCCUCGUUGAUGUCGCCCUCUGCCACGUGGUUCCACCUUUUCACUUCCCAGUCCCACUCUAUAAAUCUCUCUCUAUAUUUAUUUUCAUCGUCCCCAUUAAUUUGUUCAUCGAUCAGUUCAACACAGAGCAGGAGAAGAGCAGAGCAGAGAAGAGAAGAGAUGGACCGUGGAGGCUUUCAUGGCUACCGCAAGCUCCCCAGCACAAGCUCUGGGUUGAAGCUAUCUGAGAUGAACAUGAGGCUGGACGAGAUCAAUCAUGGAAACAGCAAUAACAAUACCAACAAUGUCAAUCACUCCACCAUAGAUGACAACGAAUGCACUGUGAGGGAGCAAGAUAGGUUCAUGCCAAUUGCAAAUGUCAUCAGGAUCAUGCGCAAGAUACUUCCCCCUCAUGCCAAAAUCUCUGAUGAUGCCAAAGAAACAAUCCAAGAAUGUGUUUCUGAGUACAUCAGCUUCAUUACUAGCGAAGCCAAUGAGCGCUGCCAACGCGAGCAGCGCAAGACUAUUACUGCUGAGGAUGUGCUUUAUGCUAUGAGCAAGCUAGGCUUUGAUGACUACAUUGAACCCUUGACUGUGUAUCUUCAUCGCUAUCGCGAGAUUGAGGGUGAGCGUAGCUCGAUAAGAGGUGAGCCGUUGGUGAAGAGGAAUGUUGAAUUUGGUACCUUGGGGGUUGGAGCUGCUGCCUUUGCACCAGCAUUUCACAUGGGUCAUCACCAUGGAUUUUUCGGCACAGCUGCCAUGGGAGGAUAUAUGAGGGAUGCUUCGAAUGAGAGUUCCUCUCAGGUUGCACUGACUAGUGGUGAAGCAUUUACCCAGAAUAAAUGAGUUCAUAGAGAAUUCUACACUAACCUAGUCAAUUAGGGAAGAAACUGAGAGGUUAGUGUUCGGAACUUGUGUAACAGAUCCAAGAAGGCAAGAACCUAUUUACUUUUCUGUUUGCUUUUUCUAUUAUCAAGUGUUCUUUGCUUUA
Hevea brasiliensis (rubber tree) is the source of this 1055-nucleotide messenger RNA. RefSeq names its product nuclear transcription factor Y subunit B-6. Lineage: Eukaryota; Viridiplantae; Streptophyta; Magnoliopsida; Malpighiales; Euphorbiaceae. Gene Ontology annotation, molecular function: DNA-binding transcription activator activity, RNA polymerase II-specific; protein heterodimerization activity; RNA polymerase II cis-regulatory region sequence-specific DNA binding. Gene Ontology annotation, cellular component: nucleus; CCAAT-binding factor complex. Gene Ontology annotation, biological process: regulation of transcription by RNA polymerase II. The transcript has 2 exons. The coding region runs from base 95 to 910 and encodes 271 amino acids. The record is from RefSeq and is a predicted model, not a curated record.